This is a messenger RNA of Beta vulgaris subsp. vulgaris (sugar beet), 1555 nucleotides long. Its product is annotated as protein SICKLE. The coding region runs from base 254 to 1429 and encodes 391 amino acids. The transcript has 4 exons. The record is from RefSeq and is a predicted model, not a curated record. Gene Ontology annotation, biological process: miRNA processing; mRNA splicing, via spliceosome. Lineage: Eukaryota; Viridiplantae; Streptophyta; Magnoliopsida; Caryophyllales; Amaranthaceae.
UUGAACUCUUAAAGUCUUAAGAAUUUAAGAUUGCCAAACCAUAAAAGGGAAAAAUACAGCAAAACAAAGACUAACCUAUCCUUUUAAAAAUUUAACCCCCUAGGCCCUACAAACGAUUAUACUAGAGCAUCACCACCGUCAAGCCACUCCUUUCCGUCGACCACUCGCCGGAAUAAGACAACCCCUUAAAAAUCAAAUCAACCUAAAUUUCUUAACACCCAUUAAAAAUCACCAUUGUUGUAUUUAUUUUAAGAUGGAAGAAUCAGAAAAGAGAAGAGAAAGACUUAAAGCAAUGCGAUUAGAAGCAUCUAAUGAAGUUGUUUCUUCAUCUUUUUCUCAACAAACCCUAAACUCAAAUUUGCCAGCACCUCUCACAAAUCCAUUGCUUCACAAUGAAGAUUCAAAUCCCACAACAACAACAACUAAUACCCAUCGCUUUGAUUUCUACACUGAUCCAAUGGCGGCUUACUCCAUCGACAAGCGCAGACCUUUCACGCCUAAACCUCAUCUUGCACCUUCUGCUCCUGCUCCUGCUCAUGGACCAAGGAACCCUGAAAUUCCCCUCUCUGGUGCUCACCAGUUUCAAAAUAACUAUGCACCUCAUCUGGGUGUGUAUCAAAGCGGAGAUCCCUAUGGCCCUGGCAGGCCUACGGCUGCUGCAAGUCCAAUGGGAAUCAGGAGCCCAUAUCCGAUGUACCAAGGAGGUCCAAACUUUAGUACUGCACCCAGCAGGGGUCACUGUUUUAGCAAUACUUCUAGUCCUAGUCCUGGACCAGGAUAUGGAGGUAACCCAUAUCCUGUUUAUCAAGGUAGCCCUAAUUAUAGAUCUCCUCCACAAGGUAGAGGUGAGUGGUCUAACAAUAGUCCCGGCCCUGGUCCAGGUUGUGGAGGUGGUCCUACUAGUGGUCAAUGGUCGAACAAUAGUCCUGGCCUAGGACGUGGAGGUGGCCAGUGGUCUACCAAUACUCCCGGUCCUGGCCCUGGACAUGGAGGUGGUCCUAGUGGAGGUCAGUGGUUUAACAAUAGUCCCGGCCCUAGCGCAGGACGUGGAGGUGGUCGUAGCCCUAGUGUAGGAAGAGGGAGGGGUUGUUGGGAUGGUAGCAGGAUGAGCCCUAGUUCAGGAUUUUCUGGUGGAAGAGGAAGGGGAAGAGGCUAUGAUCAAGCACGGUCUUUUUAUAGCAAGUCGAUGGUGGAGGAUCCUUGGGAAUCGUUGACGCCUGUUAUUUGGCAGGCGGAGAAAGAGAAUGAGCAGAAGAGUUAUGCAAACAGGCGAGGGUUUUUCCAGAAAGCUCCUACUCCUCAGAAAACUCCAAGUGCAAAAAAGCCUCGGGUUGCACAUCCUUUUGAUGCAUCCGACUCAAAUAAGAGCCUUGCCGAGUUCUUAUCUGAAUCUUUUGAUGAAGCUGUUGAAGAUGCAACCACUGUGUAAUCAUGUACUCCUGAGAGAAUGUGCUAAAUUUGGUAAUUAAUUUGUUAGUCCAUAAUGUUGUGUUUGGUAACUUGGAAUUCAUUUCAAAUUAUGGAAUUAAACCAAAUUAAGGUUUGGAUACCUAAA